AUGAAACCAAAAAAAACCUUUGAUUUAUAGAGAGUAACAGAAUUAGGUGAAAACAUCUUAAAAGCUCAAAAAUUGAUUAAUUAAAACAAACAUAUUUAAGAAAUGAAAUCGAUAUCAACAAUCCAAAAUAUCUAGUUGAUAGCUUACAAAAUAAAAAGACAAUGAGUAAAUUAAAUAAGAAGAGUUAAUACACUAUAGAAAAUUAUGUAAUUAGCUUUCUCGAAGAAUUCGAAUCAUUAUGGCUUAUAAUGAAAAAGCAAUUGAAAAAAAGAUUAUCUAAAAUGAUUUACAAGAAGAAACCUUUGAAUGCUUAUGUGGUAAUAAUUAAAUUGACACAAUCAAUUAAUGAAAACUAGAAAUAAUCAUUAUAGAUACAUUAAUUAUAAGAAUAGGUUUAGGAAGUAUAAGAAGAAUAUACAAAAUUUAAUAAGAUAUAAUAACAGUAGAUAAACUAAUAUCAAUUUUAGUGAUUAUAUUAAAUAAUUGAUUGAUUAGCAUUCAGAAGAGAAAUCUCAAUUACUAAAUUAAAUAGAAGAGUUAAAAUUACAAUAAAAAUUAGUAUAAGAAUCAUUUUUUUAAACAACUCUAUUUGUUGAUUUGGUCCAAUAAAAUAAUUAUCUAACUUUUACAUUAUUUAAUGUUGAAGAUUAACUUGUAUAAGUACAUAGUAGUAUUAAUUUAAAAAGGGUUAAUUAAUGAAUAAUGAAUAAUAAGAAAAGUUUUAAAUAUAAAUAUAGCAGUUAUAAUCAGAAUGUGAAUAGAAAGUUAAAGAUCUCAUGAUAUAAUAAGAGAUUAUCAAAAUUGAAAUCAAAUAAACGGAUGAUUAAAUACAAAAUAAAUAAGUAGAACAAUUAUAAUCAUAAAUGGAAAACUUUUCUAAAGUUAUAGAAGAAUUGAAAAUAGAAUUACAAUAAUGUAGAGAUAGAAAUAUAGAUAUUAAUAAUAAUUUAUUAGAUGCAAUCAAUUAAAAAUAAUCCUUAUUAAGUUAAAAUAAUGAAUUGAAGUAAACUUUGAGUGUUUAUAAAAUAAUGUUAACAGAAGAGAAGAUUGAAUAAGUGACUCUAAGAUAUGAAAACCAUAAAUAAAUUUUAUUUUAAAUAGAAUAAGAAAGUCAAAAGUUUAUAAUAAUUAUUGGAUAACAAGAUUAUUGA
This is a messenger RNA of Paramecium primaurelia, 1151 nucleotides long. Lineage: Eukaryota; Ciliophora; Oligohymenophorea; Peniculida; Parameciidae. The record is from the annotation of a GenBank genome assembly.